Messenger RNA from Daldinia decipiens, 1788 nucleotides. Its product is annotated as FunK1 protein kinase. NCBI's taxonomy places the organism in Eukaryota, Fungi, Ascomycota, Sordariomycetes, Xylariales, Hypoxylaceae. The transcript has 2 exons. Bases 1 to 1788 code for a protein of 595 amino acids. The record is from RefSeq and is a predicted model, not a curated record.
AUGAUUGAUUAUUUGGCGGAAAAUCAUCCGCCUGCUCCGCCGGCCACAGGGACGGACGACCAAAUCCUUCACAACAUAGACGCCCGUAUGCAUGGCCCCAUGGAUGCUUUACUAAAAAUUCAGACAGCCGGAAGAGUUAUUGGUCGCUACGCUGUUCCAUCAACUGAACCGACACCCGACACUUUUCUACAAUGGUUUUCUAACUAUGUAUCGCGGGAGCUUGACGGUGCUCGGGGCUCGUGGCAUGUAUUUAGCGGCAAUGUAGCACUUGAACAAGAGAGUGCUGACGAAGGUGCACGUUUUCUCUUAAUCAUGCCUGCCUCAUCGAUCUCUAACGUGCAGAUGAGAUGGGACCAUGUUCAGGUUAUUGGCCAGUUUUACCACCGUGGUUGUGUUUGUUAUCAGGAUGGUCUAUUGCAUCUUUGCCGGUCCGCACACCUGGUAUUUUCCAGUCAGCCUACGCGGCUCUUCUUACAUGGCUUCUACAUACGCGGUUCGCUACUCGAACUUUGGGAUUUUGAUCGAUCUGGCUUAUAUUGUAGUGACGUAUUCGAUAUCCGGAAAGAAUUCAUCCAAUUUCUCUUCAUUAUUCUCAGUUACCAGCAUAUGACGGACCAGGACUUGGGGAAACUCAACAUCAUUGAGUCGGAUAAGGCCGGUAGUUACAUUGUCCUUGAGUCUUUAGGAAAGCUUUAUCUCGAAAGCCAGCCAAUCGCCUUUCGUGAAGGCCUUAUUGGUACAGGCACAACUUGCUACCGGGCUAGAAUGCUUGAUUCGAAUCGACAGGAUUAUAUCUUGAAAUUCAAAUGGCGUUGGGCUAGGGAGCAUCCGGAGGACGAGCUUCUAAAGCUGGCCCAGAAGAAAUGCGUCUGGGGUGCCGUCUCCCUUGAUCAUUACCAGGAAUUUGAAAGUACAGCAUCUCUGCGUCGAGGCCUCCGGUGGGGGACACACAGAAAAUUCACUAAGGUAGACCUUUGCGAGAGACAUAGAAGUAUCGAAGAGCAACGAACGGACAGUCCUUACAAUGUCGACGGACUUAUCGAAUGUACAGAAGAAACCGAUAACUUUUUUCAAAAUCGUAUUCUUGCUUGCCUCGUUACUUCUCCUGUCGGCAGACCCCUUCGCACCUUUCAGUCUCUAUUAGAGUUGCUCCAAGUGUUUCGUGAUGCUAUCAAGUGUCAUCGAUCACUCUAUUAUGACGCCAAUAUUCUUCACCAAGAUAUAUCACCGGGGAAUAUGAUCAUUCUAGAUGGCCAAGAUGAAGGAAAGCCAAAGGGGAUCCUCAUAGACCUCGAUUCCACAAUAGAGCUCUCGGAAAGAUCAGAAACAGAGCUAGGAAUUACUGGCACCAGACCAUUUAUGGCUAUUGGCGUGCUGAAGAGUGAAUGUCAUACUUAUCGACACGACCUAGAGUCUUUCCUCUAUGUCUUCCUGUGGACAAUCAUAACAAACCACGCAGAGAAUCCUCCAGAGACAAGUAAGCUUCGACAAUGGAGCGAUGGAGACUGGGAAAAACUAGCGGUACUCAAGUCUCUUGACAUGGAUCAGGAUAGCUUUCAGAAUAUUCUGGAGGAAUUUACUCUCACCUUUCACUCCCUUAAGCCGCUCGCUGAAAGUCUACGCCAAAUUCUAUUCCCCCUACGGAAUGGGGUAAUUUGGACGGGGACUAACGACUCUCCUGAAGCUGUAGACAUGCUCUACGAUAUAAUGAUCCACACGUUUGAAGAGACUAUUGCUUCUGAAGGUAGAACGAGACGCACACAGGCGCGCGUGGUUGACUUGAUUUGA